Messenger RNA from Rhopalosiphum maidis (corn leaf aphid), 2723 nucleotides. RefSeq names its product probable leucine--tRNA ligase, mitochondrial (gene LeuRS-m). The coding region runs from base 1 to 2586 and encodes 861 amino acids. Lineage: Eukaryota; Metazoa; Arthropoda; Insecta; Hemiptera; Aphididae. Gene Ontology annotation, biological process: leucyl-tRNA aminoacylation; mitochondrial translation. Gene Ontology annotation, cellular component: mitochondrion. Gene Ontology annotation, molecular function: leucine-tRNA ligase activity; aminoacyl-tRNA deacylase activity; ATP binding. The transcript has 10 exons. The record is from RefSeq and is a predicted model, not a curated record.
AUGAUUAUCAAAGAAAUAUUUUGUAAACUAAAUAACCUUAGACUUUAUAGAAAAUAUACUCCAAACUGUAGAUCUCUUAGUAAUGAUAUUUGGAAUGAAGAGUUGACAAUAGAUUUAAAACUAAAAAUUGAGAAAUACUGGAAAGAUAAACUAUGUAAAGGUAGUUUUGAUAAAAAUAACAUCGAUAAAAAAUUCUAUGUGUUGUCAAUGUUUCCUUAUCCGUCUGGUCACUUACAUAUGGGUCAUGUUCGAGUAUAUGUAAUUGCAGAUUCGAUUGCUAGGUUUCAUCGAAUGAAUGGACAAAAUGUAUUUCAACCUAUGGGAUGGGAUGCAUUUGGGCUACCUGCUGAGAAUGCAGCUAUACUGCAUGGAUUACCUGCUGAUAAAUGGACUAAUUCAAAUAUUGAUCACAUGAAAAAACAGCUUCAAGAGCUUGGAUGCAGUUUUGAUUGGUCCAAUGAAAUAACAACUUGUGAUCCAUCUUAUUAUAAAUGGACCCAAUGGUUUUUUUUAAAAAUGUUUCAAUCUGGACUUGUUUAUUCUAAGGAGGCUGAAGUUAAUUGGGAUCCUGUAGAUGAAACAGUGUUAGCUAAUGAACAAGUAGAUGAAAAUGGACGUUCUUGGCGAUCUGGUGCAAUUGUUAAGAAAAAAGUAUUGAAACAAUGGUUUAUAAGAACGACACAAUUUUCCAAAGCUCUGUUUGAAGGACUAAAUGAUCCAUCUUUAAUAGAUUGGAGGGAUAUUAUUAACCUACAAAAACAUUGGAUUGGAGAAUGUGAUGGAUAUCAAUUUGAUUUUCAACUAUAUGCUGAUGAUGUAUGCAGAACAAUUCUUAAUGUUUGGACACAACACCCAGAACAUGUACCGUUAGCUUCAUUUAUUUGUGUUAAGCCUGAUUCUUUUGUACACAAAUAUUAUGUUCUGAAUCAUAAAAAUGUAUACAUCAAGAAUUCAAUUACUGGUAGUAUAUUACCGGUUUUAGUUACUGAUCGUGUUGAAUAUCCAGAUGGGCAAGAAUCACGUUUAGCUGUGCCAUAUGUAAAUUCUAUUGAUAAAGAAUUAGCUAAGGAGCAUAAUAUUUCUUAUUCUGUAAACCAAAGUUCAUAUUUAUCUAGAGAAACAAUUUGUGAAAAAGCAAAAGAAUUAAAUGUUGGUGGUUAUCAAGUAAGCUCUAAAUUACAAGAUUGGCUAAUAUCUAGACAAAGAUAUUGGGGUACUCCUGUACCAAUUAUUCAUUGUACCGAUUGUGGAGCUCAAGCUGUACCUAAAGAUCAAUUGCCAGUAAAAUUGCCAAUGCUUGAUGUACAAGGUGACAAAAAAUUUAAAUCGUUAGAGUUAGUUGAAGAAUGGAUCAAGACUACUUGUCCAAAAUGUGGUAAAGAGGCAAGGAGAGAAACCAAUACUAUGGACACAUUUGUGGAUUCCAGUUGGUAUUACAUGAGAUAUUUGGAUCCUAAAAACUGUUCUCAACCGUUUGAUAAGACUUUGAUCAACAAAAUGAUGCCUGUUGAUAUAUAUGUUGGUGGAAAAGAACAUGCUGUUUUGCAUUUAUAUUAUGCGAGGUUCUUUAACCACUUUUUACAUUCCAUUGGAUUAUCUCCUAGUUUAGAACCAUUUAAAAAACUAUUGGUCCAAGGCAUGGUGAUGGGUCAAAGUUUUAAAAAUAAAAUUAAUGGUACAUAUUUAAAAGAAGAUGAAGUAAUUAAAAAAGGUAAAACAUAUUUCACUAAAGAUGGGGACUACCCAGUUAUUGUAACAUGGGAGAAAAUGAGUAAAUCUAAACACAAUGGUGUUGAACCAAAGAAUACAAUAAGUAACUAUGGAGUAGAUACCAUGCGAUUAUUGGUAUUGUCUAGUGUUGCUCCUACAUCUAAUAGAAAUUGGAAUUCCGAUACAUUUCCUGGAAUUUUAAAUUGGCAACAUAGAUUAUGGUUAACUAUAAGAGAAUUUCGAGCUCUUAGAAAUAAUGAUGAUAUCCAAAGACAUACAAUUCACUCGUCUAUAUUCCAAAAGGAAGAAAUUAAAUUACAUGAUGCACGUAAUUAUCAUGUCAAAAAAACUUCAAUUAACUUCAGAAAAUCAUAUCAAUUAAGUGUGGCCAUUUCAAAACUACAAGGAUUGACAAAUAUUUUAAGAAAGUCUCCUAAAGAAUUGAUAAAGUAUAGUGCAGAAUAUGAAAGAUUACUGGCUGUUCAAAUAAUAAUGUUAACUCCGAUGGCUCCACACUUUGCAUCUGCAUUAUGGAGUGGAUUUGUAUCUGCACCAGGUCGCAUAAAUCAUAAAUGGGAACAAAUUAAUUGGGAAAAUGAUGUAAUUAAUCAAAAAUGGCCUCAAGUGGAUAGCGAUUAUAUUUUAAAUUUAUAUUGUGUGGUUAACAAUGCUGUUAAAUGUGUAUUGCCAAUGCCCAAAAGAGAAAUGGCAUUACUUACUAAAGAAGCAGCUAUCAAAUUAGCUAUGUCUCAAGAAAUUAUAAAAGAGUAUACAUCAUCUUGGAAUAUUAUUGAUAUUGGAUUCCAAUCAUACGAGGACAAUGAUACAUAUGUUUUCAUUAAGACUGACCGAAAAUCUGCUGCAAAGGAUAAAUAGAUCCACCAAUUACAAAAUUAUUAUCAGUAAUAUUUAGUUAUAAAAAUCAUAAUACAUAAUAAUAUUACAUUAACUAAUUAUAGAUAUUCCAUAGUCCAUGUACAUCAUAAAUAUAAAAUUAUAUUUAAUAAACCAAA